This is a messenger RNA of Cylindrotheca closterium, 18792 nucleotides long. The record is from the annotation of a GenBank genome assembly. NCBI's taxonomy places the organism in Eukaryota, Bacillariophyta, Bacillariophyceae, Bacillariales, Bacillariaceae.
AUGAGUAACUAUGUUUACAAUCCAUCACAAAAGGUGACUGCGAUCUUAUCCAAAUUCUUGGAAUUUGAUCCAGCUCAACUCGAACUUGGCAUUUGGUCUGGGGAUUUGUCACUGUCAAACGUCAAUUUGCGAGAAGAUGCGAUCUAUCCUCUUUUGAACAUAGCAGCCAACAAGCCGCAUAACGAUCCAUUCACAAAAGCUCCGCUUCACAUGAAACUUGUUUCAGGAACUGUGGGACAUAUGCGGAUACGAAUUCCUUGGAAAAGACUCGUUUGGGGCCAAGGAGAUGUACAAAUGGAAAUUAGUGAUGUGUCAAUUGUUCUAGCAUACGAAAACAGGGAAGAUGUGAAGGUUGAAAAGAGUACUGGCUCCAAAAGGAAAGAAGCAAACUACGAACCCUCAGGUGCUUCUGACAAACCAAAGGUUUCCAAGAGUUAUCGAGAUGCGAAACAAAGGCGGCUGAAUGAAGCUGAACGCCGGCACAUGAAAGGAAUGCCCAUGUCACUCUAUCUUAACAACGUAUAUCGAAAGAAUCUGAUCGAAAGGGAAGUUACGAAGGCUGAAGAGGCCAAGGCAAAAGAAUUGAGGAAAUCAGGGAAUGAAGUUGGGAGGAUUGAAAGCUGGAUGAAAAAUGCGACAUCAGAUUUCUUUUGGCGCUUUUAUGCCGGCCUCCAGGGCUCCAUAAAGAAAAUCAGGGUCGUCGUAGUUCAAGACGGAGUCGAAGUUGGAUGUAUCAUUCAAUCAAUUGAAAUCAAGGCCGGAACAGAUGGUGUCAAGGUAGAAGUGACCCCAGAAGAGAAUUCGACUUCAGAACAAACUGCAGAUUAUUCGGCGGAAAUGAAGCCCCCAGAGAACUUUGUCUACGAAAGCGGGUACGAUGAUGGAGAACAUGUUGACAAGAAAAUCAAAUUGGAAGGUUUGGGGUUAUUUGUCCGAAAAGCCGUAUCUAUGGCCAAGGUUCCCAAAACGUUGCAAUUUUCGUCUUCUGUUGCAGCGGAUGACUACAUACUCCAACCAGGCGACCUCGGUCUUUCGUAUUCGUUCUUCUACCCACUCCCUCCGGAGAGAAGGAAGAAACGUUCGGCCGAAACGCAUAGUCUAGGAACCAAUACAACUGUGGCGAGCACCGACAGCACGGCAUCGACAAAGCAACGUCGUGGAAAGAGAGAACGCGCCCCGCCAACACUGAAGCGAACCAACUCUCUUGACAAUUUGAAAAAAGAAUCACCGAAGAGAGAAGUAAGACGAAACCUGAGUUCAGGGUCUCUGUCUCCUUCACGACAAGCCAGCCUACGACGGACAGCUAGCGCAACAGGUUCUGCAACACCCACCGGACGUCGUCGAGUGCUCCAAAGUAGACGGACGAAGUCAUCUGACGAACCGAAUGAUCUCGGGGUGCAAUCCUUGCAUGUAAACAGCCGUUACUCUCAAGAUACCUCGAAGUUUGCGCAAUCAAAUCGGUUUUCUUCAGCAAAGUCAAUCAGGUCAGGUGUAUCGCUGGGAACGACUGGUCGUGAUGUCAGGAGUGUCUUGGAGUCACCAUCAGUGAUUGCUGAGAGGCCAAUACAACCCGUACCAAAGAUAGACUGUCGAGUAGUCUUUGAAGAUGUCCGGGUGAUCUUCUCGAAUCGCCAUUUCGAGUUGCUCUCUUAUUUUGCUGCAACGGUACAGAGAGCACAAAAUGGUCGCCCAAAGACAGCAAUCAGGUCGGUGCGGGAUUUGUAUACUACAGCAGCAAUGCCACGAGACUUGCGUGUCGAGUACGAGGAGGUCGAUCAAAAGAAGAAAACAUCAGCACAAUCAAAGUUGAGUUCGUUGCUUUCUCUUUCCCAAUUGACGUCACUUCGGCCAAAGGGCGAGGACAAGAUCAAAGAGAAAAAUGCGGUGAAAGUAGAGGUCAGCAACGCUCCAGUAUUAUCACCCAGGUCUAUUGUUACAAGGCAGUGGUGGAAAUACGCAUCAAGCGCAGUACUUUGGGAGAUCAGGGAGAAGAAGCAUCGACGGCGAAAUUUUUUGGAAAUGUAUGUCUCCUUUGACUGGGAGCGUCAAAGAUACAGACGACAAGAGUACAUCAACCUUUAUAUUUCCACAAAACUUGACAAAGGUUGGCAAAGUGAGGUUUGGCCGUUUGAAGAGGAUCGUGAGGAAAAGCUUUUGCAGAUCGAAGACGAGCUGCCGCUUGAACAGAUUCUGCUGUAUCGAUCAAUUGCUCGGUCGUUGCAUGUCAAGGGUAUCUCCAAAAUGCCAGCAACAGUAUUAGAAACUUGCACUAGUAUUCCAAACUUUCGGGCGAAUCUAGCAAACAAUUACGAGGAAAACAGGAAAAAGAAGGGUUUGGAACGGGGGAAUCAGGAUUCUGGUGGGUCGACUUUAAUGGAUUUGCUUCGGAAUAGAUACGAACAUAAGCAAAAGGAUCGGUUGGAAAGCCUUGUAACGAGGAAAGCUACAACGGAGGAAUCGUAUGCAACAGGGGGGAACAUGAGCGAUGGCGCUCGUCAUAGUUCUGGAAUCUACUAUCCUGGCUCAUACGCUGCAGACGGUAAUAGCGUAGGAGGAAGCCGUAGUUUUGGCAAUGCAUUUCAGGCUGGUAACUUCUAUUCCUCUGGGGAGAACAGAAGAGAUUCACGAGCUGGACCUAGAACGAUAACAACGAGAGGAAGGGACAGUGUACAUCCGCGGCAAACAGUAACGGGCAAUGUUGCUGGGCACGUGAGAAAUGGCGAUUCCCGUAUGAGACUUGCAGUUUCACUUCAGGUGAAGUGCAUAGAUUUUAUGGUGGUUGAAGACAACUUUAUGUUCGAACCACUGGAUGAUUUGGGGGGGAGUGGAAGCCAUUUCCGAAAAGGAAUACAACUCGAUACUGCAGAGUUUCUCGAUGAUGAAUCUUCGAGUGACCAAGUAUCGGAUCUCUCUGUCUUGACGGAUGAUCAGAACUUUUUUGAAGAGGGAUCAAUAGGAACCAUACUUCAGGAAGGGGACGAAGAUGAUGUUCAGGCUAGAUUAUCCUCAACGGACUUUCUAACGUUUGGACGCCCUGAUAAUGUUGUCACGCGACUCACAGUAUCUCAGCUGGGAUGUUCCCUGAGAGGAAUCAGUGGGGCUGCAUCACAAUUUAGAAUGUAUAUCGGUGAAAUUGACAUCGUUGAUGGAAACGAAUCAGUGCUAUUCUCGAUUGGAUCAGAAGUCAGCGCUCCGGUAUCGGAAGUAAAUAUUUCUUCGACGAAACCACUGCGAAAACGACAAAAGGAUAUGUUGGAUGACUAUCGAACUCCUUCUGAUGCCUUCAUGUCCGAAAAUCUUCUGGCUAGGACAAGGGCUACUGAUCGUGCUGUAUCUUUGGUUGUAAAUCUUGACGAAGGAUUGAGUGCUACAAGUUGUGAUAUUGCAAAAGUGAAGGCAAACAUUCACCUCAGCCCAGUUGAAAGAAUUCUGUUGUUUAGUUCGAAAUCCAAGGUCGCAUAUCCCAGCAAGCUUGUUCCUGUGUCUUCGAGAGAUGUUGCAAGAAAGUUGAUGCUUCGAAAAAUUGCAGCGUCAUCGAGGUUUGGAGCAAACAUCAGUAUCGCGCUGAGAAUGCAUGGGAUGGAAGUUAAUCUCCCCUUUGCUGCUCCAUCUGAAGUUGGUUCAUCUAGCUCAACGUCAAGCUCGUCGCGCUUCUCGGCAUCUUCACAUCGACAAAUACAAGAAGAUAAAGAUUCGAGACUCACGUUUGUUGUGGAUACAGUAGAGCUCUACACUGGUCGCGUUGUGGAAGAGAUGUGUGCUCAAGAAGACCACGGAUUUGCUGGGAACAGCGUUGCGAGUGGGUUCAAGAACAAGAUUUCGACGCUAAAAAAUCUUGAGAUGAUAAACAUUGUGGGAUUGACAGCUUUGCAUGACUCCUUUGAAUGUAAUCAUUGGGUCGCAAGCAUAUCUGGGAUAGACUUUUAUCUCAUGACUGGAACAGAGGUUUCGUAUAACCUGUGCGAGAUGCCUAUCGAUACUGAGAUUCUUUUGACUGCAAAUGGUAUGCCACUUCUUGAGACGGAAUCUCCGAAGCACAAAGUCGUAGUCGAGAUUUCGCCUCUACACGUCUUGUUAUCCGAGAAAAGGUUGUCUCUUCUGUCUAGUGCGUUUUCAACGAUUGGUGACACAAACCUCUCGAAUCCUGGAGUGGCCGCCGCACGCGAUCCUGAUCCACCACGGAUCGAAAUUCUCUCAAAUCGAAUCUUACACUCAAUAGAUCUGUCUUGCGAGCAAAUAAAGUUUGAUUUGGUACGUGAUGGGAUGCAAAGAGAACAACUAUCAGUGAAGGCAAAAGAGUUGGUAAUGGAAGCGGCGCUAUCAGAUUUUCUUUCUGUUGGUGCUUGUUUUGAUUUUGACCUCCCAAAUGAGGAAGCCUUGUCGUCUGCGAUGCAAGUUUGUAUCGGCCGUUUAGUUGGUUUAGGUUUCAGCGACGAUGAAGCGUGGGGAUGCACAAACUCGGCGCGUCUGAACUUUCUAGAUGAUGUGGCUCAGAUGAGGCAAGCUCAUGAUGAGGCACUCGUUCACAUUUCAACGAGUCUCAGAAGAGAGUCGGGAUCGCUCGCCCCUUUGACAGGAGGUACCUUGCCUGUGACUGGUGGUAUUGGCCUAGCAGAAUCAGAAAACUCUGAGAUUGAAUCCCAGAAACUGAUUGCAGCGAGUAAUGAUCAACAGUCUUUGUCGUCUAAUGAUAUUACUGAAUCAGACGACGAUUCUGCGGAGUCGACGGGUAUUGUUGAAAUGACCAUAUCAGAUGCAGUAGAAAAAACGGUGACUAUGUUCUCGCCGUUGUUGGAGGAAUACCAACGUGACGAGGACGAUAGCAGCACGGUGCUAUCAAUCGAUCUCCCGAUGGGAAUCCGUCUCUCGCUUGUGAAGCUCUUUUAUGAUCAGCAUUUGACUUUUAUCAUCACGUCUAUGGUCGUCGCAAACAGAGCAGGAAUCGAAAUCUUGACGUUGGUACCUUGCAGCAACGAGGAAAGCAAUUCAAAUGAAAUUGAUCAGGACGAAGAAGAAGAUAAGAAUACAGGAGAUUGCAUCAGCUUUUCAAGGUUUGAUUUCGACAAGAGUUAUGGCUUUGGAAGCGGUGGACUGCCAAUCAGUGUCCUUGGGUCGGAUAAAGGAGCCAAUGGUGACCUCUUCUUCCGAGAGCGUGCAAGAUUGGAUGAUGUCGAAAUGGGUGAGCUAGAGUUUCUCUUCUCAUCUACUAUACUCGAAGACGUUUAUGAUGAGAUUUCAAAGCUUGGUAAAAGCAAGAAAUCGUCUUCUGUCAAUGCAGGUAGGAGGGGAAAGGAUGACUCAUCAAUUGCACACCAGGAUACAAAAUUCGAGCAAUCAACAGUAGUUGUUGCCUCUUGCCUCUCGAUCCUCUUUACAAAUGAUGAGCUGGUACCUUUUUGUCGAAUCAGCAUUGAAGAUAUCACGUUCAAGAACGAGGAGGCCUUGCGGCCUCUGCCUAUUCACCCAUUACCGACUUGGGUCGUUCUUUCCCACUCAUUUGUACUCCAGAAUCUCUCUCCAGAGGGCCAAUUCUACCCUGACGUUUUGGGGUCGCUGAUACAUGGUGAUGGUGGAGAUAUUCCGUUUCAGGUACGGUACUUGGCGAACUCAAGUACGCAAAGGGUUGGUGACCAGCUGGAAAUCGAGUUCUCGGCAUUUCGACUCUACGUUCUUAGAAACUUCAUCUAUGAGAUGCUGCACUUUGUUGGACAUGAAAAGUACGGCCUUGGGCGUUUGAAGGCAAAGAUUCUCGAGGAUAGAGACGAAGAUGAGACGAAUCAAAAGCGGCCUCUCUCCGUUUUGGUGAAAGUCAAUGACACCUCAAUAAUAUGUCCAAGGUCAAGUGCUUGUAGUGACAUGGUUGCGUUUGAAGUAAGCAAGGGGGCAGUUGAGUUAUCCAGUGUCGAGGAGACAUUUUUGAUGCCCACAGCAGUGUCUUCAUUUGACGCAAACCCGCGAAAUGGGUACCCUACCCACGCUCAAGGAGGCAACAACACUUCUAAUGAUUUUGAUGAACCUUGGCACCAUGUCAACGAGCCAGGGGAUCGAAGCCACGCGAAUUCGAUCCGUCGUACCUCGAUCAAUUUAAACGGAGUUCGAGCCUUUACUGCGAUUGCUGAGUCCAACGAAGAACGGGAGCGUGUAGAAGAUCCCCUAUUUCGGUAUGUUCACGAAGUAGAUGAAAGGGCCGAAGCCGGGAAAUUAGUCUACCGGCGGAAAGACUCAAUAGAUGGAGACACGUUCCUUGAGGCGGAGUUGUGCGAGCAACGAUGGGAACAGAUAAGCACAAAUCCAUUGAAUGUGGAGGUUCUUGCUGAUUAUGCACCACAUCUGCGUCUACUCAUUUCAAACCGCGACAGCCCUCUCCCAUUUGCUCUCGACGCCCGGUUAUCACAGCUGUGCCUUCUCAUUUCCAUUUGGGAUUCAAAUAUGCAAGAAAUGCCUACCAUGUUCCCCUUCACUGCCGAGGAAAUUGAAGCUUUUGCUUCGCCACCGUCGAUUCCUGAGUCCUUUCCACGAUAUGGGACAGAUGCUUUCAUUGGCUUCCUUGAAGAUCAUUCGUCUGUUCGUUCGGAAAUAUGUUGUCUCUUCAAGAGAGUCUCUAUUCGGUGCACCUACGACAGUCCAGGUAGAUACAAACUUGAUCCAACUUGUUUCCUCUACUUCAAGAAUCCCGGUUGUAACAUUGAGGACAGGGAAGGCAUGAUUCUCACAUUAGACGACGCUGCUAUCCAUAUAAUGAACGAUAACUUGAAUGUGAAGAGGAUUGCCGUGGGUGCGUCAUCGAUUCAGCUCAUCGACGAGAGGCGUCAAAAGGUUUUUCGGAAUGUCAUGAACAACCAUCCUAGUGGCAACAGCAAAGCUACGUCGCCUGCGUGGGCGGAUCUCCGUUGGGGGUUGCGAGAUGAUAUUCGGAAUUUUUCCUCGGAUCUCCAGGUGCCCGUUAUGUUUACCGUCUUCAUGACGCCUGGUUGGAGCUUGAUCAAUGUCGGUUUGCAAGAUAUCAACGGGAUAAUGCACGAUUUGUCUUGGUUGUGGGUGCUUUUGGAAUACUUCAAGAGCUAUUAUACCAACAGCGUGUUUGGCAACCCUGCUUUUUAUUGCUUGAAGUGGGCUCAUAGAUUGAAGAAUAGUAUCAGGAAAGCAAACGGGAAAGAUGCAACGACUGUCGUGGAUCAAGUUGGCCGAAACAUCGACGUUCGCCUCUGGCUUCGGCGACCAGUCCUAUGCCUACCAAGUGACUACCGGGAUCCCCAAGCUCCGAGCCUCCGUCUUCAUAGUCGAAGCGGCUUGUGGUACCGAUUUAAGUCACUGCAGGGCUUUUCUUCGCAGGAAGUGGCGUCCACUGAUCUCAAUUUGUUUUUUGUGAACGAGUUCCAAGAACCAGAGAUGUAUCGCCAGAAGGAUGUACGAGGGACCAUGUCUUCUCAGCCCAUCGUUGAAGGGCUAUCGUUUGGUUUGCGAUACGAUUACAAUAAUGCAGGCAAUCAUACUGACUGUUCGGUAUUGAUACCCUACGCUGGGGAUGGAAUUCCAUCACUGAAGAUCACUGGUGAAGAACUCGAGGUACCACCAACAAUAUUGUCGCCACCAACCGUCUGCACCCCAUACAAGCCGAUUAAGCGUAGCUUGGGCCCAAGAGUGUGCGAACUGACUGCCAUAAUUGAGGUCAUACCAACUGUAUCAAGUACGCUUGUCAACUUCUUUACGGGGCCGUCAAAAGUAAACCUAGACUUCGUGACGGAAGAGGAAGAGCUUGGACCCCAAACUUUCUCAGUAUCUGCUACUAUCAAAGACGUUCGGGUCUUUGCACUCGACCCUGUGUUGGGUGCCCAACUUCCAGUGGCGGUUCUAUCUAUAUCUUCUGUAUCAGUGACCGCCACUCAAUUCGCUAACAAACCAAGUCCAGAUGCUGGAGAUGACUAUGGACUAAAGGACCCCCCUCCUGAUGAUCUUCAUGUUGUGGCAGACUGCAGCUUUUGGGCGGACUACUUCAAGUUGGGACUCACAAGAAGCUGGGAACCAUUGUUAGAACCAUUUCAAUGCCUUGUUCUCUACGAACGAUCCCAGGAGCGGGGUCACGGAGUUUCUAUUGAUGCCGACAGUCCAUUUCAUCUGAACCUCACGGGUGCCGUUCUCCAAGUACUCGGAGAUACUGUGGCUUCAUUUUCGACACUAAUACGCGAGACUUUCUCUCCAAAGACAAAACAAAGCAGAGAAUCGAAGCGGGUUUCAAUGUCCAUGGUACACACAACGAAGGCAUUUGCAGGUGCCAUGGCGCAUGAUGAGAUUAUUUUUCUAGCUGGAAAAAAGCUGUCCGUUGUUCAUGAGACACCGCGACCCUUAAAAGGAGACGACCGCGUUGCUUUCUCACUAUGCAAUAUGAGCGGUCAGAGGAUAAGGAUCCAUCAGCAGUCAGACACCACACUAGAGAACCUCUCAGAUAAACCUGCCAUAUUGACCUACUUGAAUCAGGCUGCUUCAGUUGGACUCACAUUCGCAGCUACAAUUUCAGUUAUCAAGAACCUCACCAUACAAGAAGUGGCAUAUCCAGGAUUUAAGAACUCGCAAAGCAACAACCAAAAUGAAGGUUCUUUGAACCAGGCGAUUGAUAUCCAGGUUCCUGGAUUUCGAUGGCUGCAAGGUGUGAGGGUUGACUCUUUUGGAAGAAAGUUUCAAGCACUCUCACCAAGAUCCGAAAAGAUCCAGCUCAAGAUCACACGAGAUUGGCGGCUUCGAAAUGCUCUGAUGAUUCUAACAGAGGUCGGAUUCGACAAUGGGGGGAGAUUAGUAACUGUUCGAAGCCCAUUUGAAAUCCGAAACACAACAAAUCACCCCGUUAAGCUCGUGUUUCAUCCAGACCCAAGGUAUCAGCCGAUUGAGAGGACGGAGACGUUACUUGGUUCCGAUCAUGAUUCUUCGGAAAAAGUGAAAAACUCGUUUGGCAAGGAGACUCUAAUCGGAGGAGAAGACAUACUUUCCCUGGAACCAGGAGAGUCUCUUCCAAUACCAACGCUGUUGCUGGAGAAGUCACUGCAGUUGACAGGAAGCCAUUUGGGUUGUUUUUGGAUUUGCCCCGAAACGCGAGAUGCAAAUAUUUCCUGUUGGGAGUUUGUCAGAAGAAAUGAUGCAAGUGCAAAAGGAAACGAAAUUCAUUCAAGCUUCUGCUCUCGGCCAGUGCAACUUGCACGAAUUGUCCAUGAGUCAGCACUCGUCUUCAAGAACGGAUCCGGUCAAGAUGUUAUUGGUGAUGAUGCAAAAACGGGAAUUCAGGUUUCUUGUUCUACUCGACUUUCUAGCGGUGAGGUGAGUGCCCCAUUCUGCUAUGCUCUUGAAGUUGGCCGGAGCCCGCUGGUCAAGCAUGAACCAAAUCUUUCUGUCGAAGAUACCUUGUACGGGCGAGACCCCACAGUGCAAGGCUGGGCCGGAAAACAAGCAAACAAAGAGAUGAUUCAUUCUCCAGUCGCCUACACACUUUCCAUUCAUGCGCCUAUCGUGGUAGUCAAUCUCCUUCCAGAAGGUGGUCGCUUUGAGCUGAUGCAUGCCAUCAAUCGUACAGUUCUUUGGUUUGCAGAUUUGGAACCUGGUCAGCAAAUCGCAGUGCACUCGGUGGGAUUAGAUUCCCCUCUCUUGCUUCUUGUCAAUCUCGGAUUUUGCAGAACACCUGUCGGCGAAGGGGCGCUUGUCCACCAUGGCGUCGAUUCUCCGUUGGGUGGAGAGAAAGAGCAAGGAGUAAGGUUCAGAGCGAUCGGAAAAGCUGCAAUCCAAGGGACAAAGCAGAUUGGUAAAACACUAACUGCGAUGUCUGAUUCACCAGACAAGAGGGGGCGUGGGAAGCUCGCAGAAAUAAAAGAUGCACAGUUCAGCCAACGAGAGAAGCGCAAGCGUAAAUCAAAGAGGAAAUCAGUAGUGAAAGAAAAAGACCAAUCGUUGGGAUUGGACACUAGCAUUGGGGGUAUGGCCGCUGCCGAGCAGGGUAAAGUACAUGCUGUCGAGAGUGCAGUCUAUUCAUCCAACGAUGUAGCAACUUCAACUACAGUUGUUGACAGUGUUGGUCAAAGGUUGACUUUGAGCAUCGAGAAUGCAAGGGGAGGUGGAGGGCAACGGCGAAUCUCGCUCUUCUGUCCGUUCUGGAUAGUAAACAAUACAGAGCAUGCUUUGCGUUACAAGCAAGACAAAGCAAAACCUUUUGUUAGUGGUACUGUCAUCAGUCCAGAAAGAGAUGGCUCGAGACCAGUCGAUGGAAGCAAUCGAAAUUAUCAAAAUUUACAUAAGAUUCAAUCAGCACGUCGCAAUAUGAGCCAGGAAAGCAUCCCUUUGCCAAUGAACACAAAAACCAUUUUCUCUGGAACACCUGGAUCUCUUGCGACGUCUCCUGGUAGGUGCGACCUUCCGCCCUCCGAACUUGCUGAGCUCAUUGAAAAGGAUAUCCCCCUACAGAAACUUGCAGAUCUAGCAUUCAUGUUCAACUUCAAUGAAGAUACUUCGAUUGGCAAUGCGAUGCUCAGUGUCCAGCUUUAUGAUGGCACUAGUCAGUCAAACUACAAAUCGGACUGGUCCAGGGGUGUCAGUCUUGAUUCAGUGGGUUACUAUCAGAUUGUUGGGAUGCAGUGCAAGGAAGGCAGGUCUUUGGAACUGUCGGUAGAAGUCAAUGUGGCGCCUGGCUUUCUCUCACCGUACACAAAGAUAGUGCGUUUUUUGCCGAGAUAUGUUGUAUUCAACCGACUUGAACGGCCAAUACGUUUGUGGCAAGAUAGCUCCGUAUUCCGCCCAGUGAACGAGGACAGAGGAGCUGCCACGGAGACGCUGCAAUCUAGCAAGCUCUCACGUAAAUGGAGAUACGAUUUUGAAGAAUCGAAUCUUCAUGAAAAAAUAAAUCAAUACGAAUCGCUCUUUGGGAAACCAGUGAUAAUCGAUGAUCGAAAGGGCAACAAAGCUUCAGCUAUCCGUGGAGCAGCGACCAUCACUGAAGGAACGACUGCACACAAGUCGGCUCAGUACAUAGCUUCGGUCGGUCCUUCCGAGUUGGCACCAUUUUCCUUGCCUGACACUCGUGCUGAACGUCAAUUUCGCGUUGACCUUGGUGGAAUGUGGAAUGUCACGUCAAGUUUUGCAUCUGAGCUUCCAGGGGAGCACAAUUUAAAAAUUUCAAGGGCUACAGAUCUGAGCCUUUUGAAGCACGUCUCCACCCGAGCUGCACCUAAGUACAAAAUCGUACUGCCACCACCAGAUGAUGCAACCGUUGGAGAAUGGGAUGGUGAGCUUGGUGUGUUUUUUGAAACUGACUGGGCCGGUGACAGAACAAUAAUUGUAAAGGGAACAAAACGGGGGAAGUAUGCUUAUAAUCACACUGACAUUCAUGUUGGUGACGAACUGCUACGAGUUGAUGGGGUGUCCGUUGUUCGAAUGUCAUUCGCUGAAACGAUGAAAUUGAUAAAGGAAAGGCUGGCAUAUGUCGCGUCUGUAAGGAAGCAGCAAAAAGAUGCAGAAAAGCAACCAAAACGAGGUCUCCGCCGACUUUCUCUAUCUGGUCCUACUAGGCGCUUCUCGGCGCCCUUCUUCAAGCAAUCAAGUUAUGAAGAAGGCAGUAACGCGAAGCCAGCACAUCUUACGCUCACUUUCCGAACCUUUGAAGAGCGCCUUAGAAAACUGCGAUUGAAAGCUGGAACAGGUGAUGGGAAUUUGAACCUUAAUUUAGCGCAGCGACGAGCUUCUGGUGCCGUGCACCCAGCCAACAUUGAUGGUGUCAGCGUGGAGAUGAAAUCGUGGCAUAACACGAUGUUUGUUGUCAUCCGGGAACAGGACCAGGACAACCCGCUAUUCCGCAUCCAAAACCGUUCAAUUAACCAUAUUGUCUUCUACAGACAAAGGGGCUGCAACGGUCACCCAUGGAAUCACUUGAUGCCAGGAGAAUCCAAACCCUAUUCCUGGGAAGAACCAAUGAAGACGAAAAAGCUCAGCGUACGCGUUGCAGCAAAAGCGCAAGAUAUAUUCAAGCUUGACGGUAUGGCGGGUUCGCAAGAGGCUUCUUCAGAUGUGGGUUCUGAUAUGGAGCGUGAUGGGGAGCCAACAGCUGGAGACAGUGACAAACAUGGUAUGAGAGGCGACAGGCUAGCUCAGGCCUUGGCUCAUCAAUUUGUUGACAAUGAGGAGAGAGGGGGCUAUGGACCUUCAAUCAGCGUUCGUUUGGAGGAGAUUGGGUAUCGUAGUCUCCUCCCCAUUCAUGCCAAAGAUGGAAGUAGGUCAAGACGAUUUCUCAACUGCGAGGUGGAUACAGAUGGCGGAACAAGACUUUUAGUUGUGUCUGAUGAUUCUGGGAUGGUUGAUGAGAGGCUGAUGCUGAAACGGCACCUUGACACUUUAAAGAAGCAAAUUGUCUAUGAACAAGACAGAAUCUCAGAAUUGCACUCGCAGAAGUUUCUCUUCUCACAAAUAGCCCCAGACUUUGCAGCUGAUGGUACCUCGAAUGAAAACAAUGGACGAGCAGCUUCUUUGGAAUCAAAUGCAGCAAAAUUGGUCGACGAUUUUCCUGAGGAGAGCACCAUCAAUUGCCGUCAUCAAAUUGUGGUUGAAGUCAUCGAAGCGAUUGGUCUAAAUGUUUCAGAUUUCGUGGGAAGUUGCAAUCCGUAUUGCGAAGUAUUCUUAAAGGGACGAUCCAAGUCACGGAAGUACUUCUUCCAAAAGCGGAAGAACAAGAGACAGACAUACUAUAUCCAGAAGAGUCUAAACCCGCGUUGGACUGACCAGGUAUUUGUUUAUGAUGUUCCCCAGGAAGCUGUCUCUGUUACGCGAGGAUAUACACUUCAAGUGAAGCUUCGAAACUUUAGACUUGUGGGGCAACAUCCCAUCCUUGGACAGUCUUCAGUGCAUUUCGGUAGUCUUCGAAAUCAGCAAGAACUUGUGGGUUGGUAUCCUUUGUCUGGAAGUAGGUCUGGACAACGAGAUGGUGACACAAUGCAGAUAUCUGAUUCAAGUCGAGGGUCCAUCAAGUUGCGGGUACAAUGGAUCUACACUGUCCCUGCUCUGUUGGACUAUUUUCUGUUGAUCAGUCAGCGACGGUUGAAUCAACUAAUGAAGAGCCGCGAGGGAAUGACAAAUCAGUUGGCACAUGCAGUUGAAUCGGAAAGGAAUAGACGGGAAGCCAUGGAUCAACUCAGUUCUGGGCGCAUACAGAACUUGGUGAAACUGCAGCGAAAAAAGACUAUUGGAAGGAAGAUUGCCACACGGAAUGAAGUGGAGAGGGAAAAGGUUGCUGGAAAGUUAAAUCAUGGUCUGAACUCGGGCCUAUCUCAGUUGAAGGAUAGUUUAAAGACUUCAAGAGACAAAUACUUGCAUGCUCUUUACUUUCAAACUGUUGAAAGUCGAAGAAAUCGUCUUGAGAAGAAGGACAGAGUCAAUCAGCAAAGGAUACAGCAACCAAAGCCGUCCAAGACAGCAGUCUCUUCGUCGCUGAAAAAGUCGAUGCAAAGUCUUGAAAUAAGUGGUGGAAGAAGCAUUUCCUAUCCGUCCAUGGCUUCACCUUCUCCAGAGAAAUUCCAAAGCAAUCGGAGAGCGCUCAAUAACUUUUUCAAGGUGACGAAGCAUCGGUCUAUUCGCAGGCUAUCACUUGGUAUUGAUGAAACUACAACUGAAGAGUCAAAUGAUGCCAACGAUGUUGAAAAUUGGAAUACUGCAAUACAAAGUGGAAAGGCAAUGCACAGCAGCCGAUAUAGUCAAGAUCAAGGCAUAUCAGAUAUAAUGGCAAACAGCGAUAGUGAUUCCGAAGAAGCAGGGAAAACAAAAUGGAUGCUGGAACAGCUAUUGCUCCAAGGAUUUCUGUUUCAUGAGUGUGGUGUAUUCUUCCAUCGCGAACACCUCCCAAGGAGGUUCCGAAAAACUCUGUUUGCUCAGACGGCAAAUGCAACCAGUACAGGCCGUCGUUUCCGACCAAAGCGUGCCAUUGGGAGUGGCACAACGAUACGUCAUUUCCGAAGUUGGCAGUUUGUGUAUGCGCUGUAUUGGGAUCCGGAAGUCCAGAUUCAAUGCAAUGAUAACGCACACAUUCUGAACACAACUGAAAAACUACUGAAGCAGAAAAAUGCGAUUCCUGCUGUGUCAAAAACAAGGCUUGUGAUCAUGGAAAAGCUAGCUGUCCCAGAAGAUGCACCGCUGGCAACUGCAGAACGGGCAAGAGGUCGGGCGGAUACAAUGUACAUGUCGAGACUCAAAUUUGAACGAGCGUGCAAGAGAAUCUUGGGAUCCGUGCUCAACCCUGGUGGAUGGCUGACAAUUCGACCCAUCACGGUUCUCAACCUUCCUGACACCUUCACCGGUAUGUUUGUAAAGCUCCGAUAUGGAUCAGAAGUAUUGAUGAGCGAAACAGUUGAUGCACGAGUCACUCCAAGGUGGUCGUCUGGAGAUAUUUUUGACUCCCAGCAAGACACAGCCGGGGGAUUUAAGUUCAGCAACAAUGAUUUGCAUGUCCGGGUAGAACCACAGCAAACAAGUGGAUCAAUAAUGAUAUCAGUGGUUGCAGAAAAAUUGAACUCCAAGACAGAACUGGGUGUACUGCAACUUCCGCUCGGCGACGCAAUCGCUGCUUGCAUUGAUUCAGGUGAAGAGUUACUUGAAUCAACAAUCGUAGGAGAAACUGCUGGUCAACCGAUGUACAUUAGGUGGUUUCCAUUGAUGGAACCUCGGAUGUCUGAGCAGGUUGAGGGAGACAUGGGGUUGAGUUCUCGCCCUAUGGAAAGUGAAAAAUUACGUGAUAACAUGUUCGAACAGUACUUCACGGCUUGCAUUCAGUUGGCGCUCAUAUGGUGGCCUGACAACAACGAAGUGAAGAACGAUAACGAACCUAGGGCGUCUGCGACCUUCGAUGGAUCACAAAGGCAACCUGGCCAUGCCCAAUUACUCAGACCGGCAACUCCUGUGAUUGAGAAUUAUUUCAAUGCUGACAUUAGCCGGAUCUCUGCGGCACUCAUCGAUUCUCAGCGAGCGCUUGAGUUAAUAUCUUUUGCUGCAAUUGACAUCGAUGUUCGAUACUCGGUGUCUAAAACAAAAACGAGAGUAGGAUUAGUGGUUGGCUGGUUUCAGAUUGAUCAUCAAGACAGCCGAGCGCGGGAGCCUGUUGUUCUUGCACCAACGCCGAUGGAGGAUUUGCAACCAACACUUCAAUUCCUUGCCUUGAGGGACAACGUGAAAACGAAAAGCAACAUUGUUUCCUAUGAGUACAUUGGAGUUUAUUUGCAGGAAAUGGAUCUGACUGUAGAAGAGUACUGGAUGUUUGAGCUCUGGGAGUUCUUCAUGGGUGUGUUACGAAGGAGUCACGUGAAAAGAAACACUGUUGAAGGCAGAGAAUUGGCGGAUGCACUCUCUAAAAUGGAGAACUGUUUUGUCAAUGAGGAAGAGGAAGAUGCAUAUGGACCAUCUCUUCUCACGAUUCUACAGGAUGCAGAAAGUGGUGCAGCUAGCUCGAAAAAGAAGUUUUAUAUCGAGCAAUUGAUUCUUGGUCUUGUUAAGAUCAACCUCUCGUACAUGAAGGGGAAAAAGCACUCUUGGGAGAUGGCAGAUUUUGCAGACCAAGGAGGACUGAUGAAGACUUUGGAAGUUACAGAACUGCCCAAGCUUGCUGCUGCAUCAAGGAGAAACAAGGCAAGCGCCAACACAAAAUCGGAGCAAUCAGAUGCUUUCCAGAGGUGGAGCCAACAUACUUUUGAUGAGGAUUUGUUUGCAGAGACUGGAGGUGAUGCGUCCAACCAUUUGCCAGCAAUAAUUGCUGCUGUCUUCCCAUCUGUUUCCGAUGCAUCCAUCCGCUUGCAAGGAAAGGCCAUCGAACAUGUUUUUGAGAGCCCAGGUGAAAUAUUUUCGUCCAUCAAGAACUUUUAUGUGAACGAGACCUUGAAGCAGCUAUACAAGAUCAUUGGUUCAAUCGAUUUUGUUGGAAAUCCAACAACAAUUAUCAGUUCUUUUGUUUCGGGAGUCCGGGAUCUUGUCGUGGUACCAGCAACUGCAAUAAUGAGAAGUCCGACUGAUGUCAAUCAAGUUGGUAUUGAGGUUGCUAAAGGUACUAUAUCCUUCUUUUCCCACAGUACAAGUGGCAUCUUCGGCUUUCUUGCAAAGAUGUCGGCAUCGGCAGGCCAAACAGUGGCCAUAUUGUCGCUUGAUUCUGAAUAUCGACAGUGGCAUCGAGAUACUGUUGUUUCUGAAGCAACUGAUCUAAAUCGAGUAUGGAAACGUCGUGGAAUGCAAAACGCAUCUAAAAUUGUUCUUCGGCCAGUCCGAGAUAUAGUACUUGGUGUCGCAAUGGGAGCCUCUGGUCUCAUACUUUCUCCAUACAAGGGUUUUAAGAAAGGUGGUCCUUUGGGACUCGUUCGUGGUAUCGCAACUGGCACCGCUGGCGUUGUUGCAAAGCCAAUCGUUGGUGUCCUUGAUGCUUUCACUCAUGUGUCUGCCACAAUGCAUGACGCAGCAAGAAGUGUUAAUAUUCUGGAAAGAAGGCAUCAACCUUCCCUGAAAUUGAGGUUGCCAUACACCUUUGGUCCCAUGAAAAUCCUUGCUCCAUUCAAUGCGGUGACCGCAAGAGCCACGUAUUUGUUGAAGGAGUUUCCUCCGAAGGCAAAACGAAGCAAAUUCAACAAAGGUCGCUCUGUUGAACUUCAUAUUCAUUCAGAAGUGCUACAAAUGGAACAGGGUGUUGAUACCUUUGCUAUUGUCUCUACUCUUCGAGUUGUUUUGAUAAAGCUUAACCGAGAGAAUACAGGCCUAUCCCCGUCUUUUGGUUGGGAAGUAAGUCUUGCGGAACCUUCUCUUGUCACUUCUCUCAUCUCGGAUCAUGGUCACAACGGAGUUGCAUUGACAAUAACAAAAUGUCGAGAAGAAAAAGAGCUAUCCAUAAGCGAGAAGACAAGACAAAGUGGAAAGCCUUCAAUCGGAGGGCCAAUCUUGAAAGGGGGCUCAAUGCAUUCAGCUGCUUCGUUGGAGUCUGGUGGCAGUAUUGACGACUCCGAUAUUGUGGGUAUGAUCCGUGAACCAUUCUCGGAUAGCGUCGACUUUGAUGACAGCGAGGACCCAAACUACAAGUAUGGCUUGACAAGAAAACAGGGUGAAAUACUUGAAUGGUUCACUGUGCUUGCAGAGUUUCAACACAGGCAGCAACUUACAAGACUACACAAUGCCAUUUGCUGCGUUGUUCGAGACUUUGAUGCUGUGGUGAUUGACCAUGCUUCAGGAGUGGAUCCAGUGUCUAGGAAAGAGUUUACAUUUGGUCUGUAUGCAUUUGGGCCUGGGUCCUCCGACUCAAUCACUUCCUCAAGGUGCAAUGUUGACACUAUUGCUGCUCUUGAGAAUAUUCCUUGGAUGCAGGAUAGCACCUUCAGCUUAGUGCGCAACUUGCCAGAGAAAAGGCAGAUUGAAGAGGUGACAAAGCUGAGACAGCUGUGGACCUACUCACGAGAAUUGGAAGCAUCAACAAAGCAAGGUGGGGCAAGAUGGCUUAUCGAAGCGAGGGCAAGAGCUAUGUUUGUGCCAACAAACCCCCCAGUCCUGCUUGAGUAUCUGGAUACAUAUGACCCAGUAGUUGAAAAAGUUCAUUGGGAAUGGAAACAAGGAAACAUCAGCAGUGAACAGGCAGCACGACUCUUGGAAUCACAUAAUGAAUCGCUAUCAAUCCCCUCUGAAUAUGACGAACCCAGUGAUUCCGGCAUGCUGCAGCAUGGAAGAACCGGUGCUGAUUCUGACGACGGGGAUUCAAUGACCGAGGUGGCAUUGAUCAGUCGUGGGGAUUCAAAGACCGAGUUGGCAUUGAUCAGUCGUGGUCAGCAUCAAGCAACAUCCUCAAAUGUGGAAUUGGCGGAACGAAGAAGUUCUAGCGAAAGUUUCUAUUCUGCACAGCCCAUUGAAUCGUCAGCAAAGCUUGGAAAUGAGGAAGAGGUCGUCGAAGUGCUAAGGAGUACGAAAGGCGCUGUAGACUUUCAGGACGAAGCUGGAAGCGGCCCAAACAAAAUAUCUGAAGCAAGGCCAAAGUUCCCCCAGAUGUCAAAGGUUGAUAGGAUGGAAACCCUGCUGGAACAGUUGAUCAUGCUAAAUGUGAACCAAGCAACAAGAGAAGCUACUCCAGCAUAUUCUGCAGCAGCCCCUUCUCCUCCUCAGGAGGAGAUGCGGAUUGCUGACUCCAUGCUCAACGAACUACUGGCUCUUCGCUCUGAGAUUCAAGUCAAAACAAAAAAAGACGAAGAUCUUAGAACCGAGAUUUCUUUGCUUCGCCAACAGCUCGCACAAGCAGAUUCGAAAACGGAAACUGAUGGAAAAAUGAAGAAGCUUCAAGAGUUGCUUGGGAUUGGUGCAAGAAAGACAGAGCCAAAGAAAUCCAAUGGCACAAAGCGAGAAAGGCAAGAGCAAGUCAAAGGCAAACAAGUGUACGCGUCGAACAGGGCACUUCAAUUUUCAAUCAACCCCCAACACUCAACGGAAGAAAUUCGCACCAAACUUCAGGCACACCCUCGAGCACGUUCCUUUGAUGGCUCCCAUGAUUCCUCAGUAGUUCCUCUCAACAGCGGUGAGGGAGAUUUUGCAUCAGGCGCUUCGUUUAGUUCUUCUUUUCGAUCUGGAGAUGAUGUCUUAAGCCUGAGCCGGCAAGGUAAAUCUCUAGGAGAAUUUGGUGUUGUUUCUGCUCAAUCUUUCGAUGGAGAUGGAUUGAAUGAUUCAUUCCUUCAGGAGCAACUGGAAGAUUCUAGGGAUUCACAAACCGAACAGGAAGAAGGGAAGAAAAUUGCCAAGUUAAAGAGAUUGUUACGGUUUGGAAAAAAUAAUUGA